AUGUCUGCUAAGGAUUAUUACCACGCUGGUGGCCCACAAUACCCACCAAAUUCUUAUUCUCAACAACCUCCUCAAGGUGGCCAGGGCGGCUAUUAUCCUCCUCCUCCUCCUAAUCAAGGCUAUGGCGGUGGUGGCUAUCAACAGCCAUAUGGUCAACAACCUUACCCAAAUCAACAAUAUCCUCAACAGCCUGGUUACCAGCAACCUAUGUACGUAGCUCAAGGCAAGCACGGUAAACAAUCUGGUGGUAUGGGUGGUAUGGGCUCAGGUGGUGGCUGCAUGGCCGCUUUAGCUGCAUGCUGUGCAGGUGUUCUCGGCUGUUUAUGCUUAGACGCUAUUUUCUAA
This is a messenger RNA of Wallemia ichthyophaga EXF-994, 345 nucleotides long. RefSeq lists its product as uncharacterized. The record is from RefSeq and is a predicted model, not a curated record. NCBI's taxonomy places the organism in Eukaryota, Fungi, Basidiomycota, Wallemiomycetes, Wallemiales, Wallemiaceae. The transcript has 6 exons. The coding region runs from base 1 to 345 and encodes 114 amino acids.